AUGUUACAGAAUCUUAAUCAUUAUGAAUUGAUUUUGUCACGAGCACAUUCAAAUUAUCUUGCACAAAUAUCUAUUGAAAUUACACAACUUAGUAACAAAACCAAUGAGAUUAUAAAUAAGUUAACAGUAUUUGCCACAGUACUUGUACCAAUGAAUGUUGUAACAGGAUUAUUUGGUAUGAAUGUUAAAGUACCUGGUCAAGAUGAGGAUGAUCUCAUAUGGUUUUUCUCAAUUGUUGGUGCACUUACAUUGUUUGGAUUGAUAAGUUACUUCAUAAUAAUGAGAAUACAAAAAUCAUUAACUUGA
Entrophospora sp. SA101 is the source of this 306-nucleotide messenger RNA. The record is from the annotation of a GenBank genome assembly. NCBI's taxonomy places the organism in Eukaryota, Fungi, Glomeromycota, Glomeromycetes, Entrophosporales, Entrophosporaceae.